Molecule: messenger RNA, 3338 nt
Organism: Toxotes jaculatrix (banded archerfish)
Lineage: Eukaryota; Metazoa; Chordata; Actinopteri; Toxotidae
Gene: haus6
Product: HAUS augmin-like complex, subunit 6
Exons: 16
Coding region: 156-2795 (879 amino acids)
Biological process (GO): spindle assembly
Cellular component (GO): mitotic spindle microtubule; HAUS complex
Molecular function (GO): microtubule binding
Source: RefSeq, a predicted model, not a curated record
GUUCAGGCUGCUGCGCUUUCCUGUUCCGGAUAGUAAAAUUAGUGAAAUCUGUUUUAACAAAUGUUCACUCAAAUGUAGCUACAAUUCAACCGGGUGUUGUAACACGUGUAACUGCUCCAUGGUAGUACUUAAUUUGAUAACGGUUUGUUAAACGCAUGCUGACAAGCGGAAAACAAGUUCGACAGCUAACGCUAACAGUAAACUUUGUGGCUAGCAGCAAAGCUAGCUGGCUAGCUCACUGUUUAAUAUCAGACAGACUGGCUUUCUGGCCAGUCACCACCGGACACUCACGCUGCUUCUUCCAUCUCGGAAUAAUGGCGAACCCGGCAUUGUUGCAGAAGAAGAACGGGAAAUAUUUGUGGUUUUCUCUUCUCGGGCUGGGCUUUCAACCAGACACUGCUGCGUCGUCUGUCGCCGGCAAAACCAACAUUAAUGUUAAACACCUCAACCUGGGACCGAAUAUGUUUGACAAACCAAACAAGGAUGCUUUCUACAUAGUUACCCAUUAUCUGUUGGAGAAACUCAACCCGACACGGUUUCAUGAAGCGUACAGGCAUUGCUGGCCUGUUUUGAACCACAAAGCCGAUGCUGAGUUCCGUAAAGUUACCUGCACUUGGCUGCGAGAAAUAAUGGAUGAAACUGCAAAUGCAGGAUCCAAAGUUGUUGCAUCCUUGUUCCUUUCCCCUGGAGGCCCCAAGUUUGUCAGCUUGAUGCUUCACUUGGCCAACCAUGUCAUGCUGCAGGAAAUGAAGACAUUCACCACAGAUAACAGCUGGGUUCCUGAGGCUGCAGCGAUGCCUGCGUCCUCCAUGGACAUGGCAGUGAAGAGACUCAACCUGAUCAAAACAAGGUUUUUGAAAACUGCUGUGGAUCAGGAUCAUUUUCUCCGGGAGUACCAGAGACGAGCCCAGCUUCUGGUGAAGUCUAUGAAGGAUAUCAGAGCAGAGGGUACCAAGUAUGAUGAACUACUUAAGUGUCAUAGCAGUGAUUCUGCACAGGAGGGAGCUUCUCCAGCUGAGAAGACCCAAAAGGUGCGCUCUCUGUGGUCAGCCAUUGAUGAAAUGCUGUCGACUACCAAAGAGGAGCAGAAUGCAGUGGAAAGUGUUUUGAAGGGGGAUGUAGAUAAAUACACCCUGGAUGGGACGGAUCGAGUCCUCAAAAUUCCUCGGACUCUGCUGGAGAGAAUUGAGCAGCUCCCACAUCAGUUGAGUUCAGGGAAUGUGUAUGAGGCCGGCCAGCUAAACCUCCUGUGUGUGUUGGAGCUGAUGAACCACGCGCUGCAGAUCCUCAGGGAGGAGCGCUGUCGGGUCUCUCAUGCCCCCAAGCUGCAGCUCAGUGCUCAGCACCUGCAGGAGAAAUGUCAGCAGAUGGCCCGUGCGCUGCAGGACCUCCACCUCAUCAGACAGAAGAUUUCCAAGGAAGAAAUUCCUGAGGUCAGGAGUACCAUCAGAGAGCUGGAGGCUCAGUGGGACAGGAAGUGGAUGGAUAUACUCAAAGACACCCCCCUAGUCUCUUUUCUGAAUGAAGAUCCUGCUCUUGGCUUCCUCUCACCAAUGGCCCCACUGUCAUUUAAGCCAUUGGCUGAAGCUAGUCACAAAAGCAGCGUCUUCGCCCAGUACCCUGCUAAACUUCUUGAGGAGAAGUCAGCAGAGAGUAAAUCACAGGAAGGCAUCAACCCAAAUGAUUCUGAACUAAAAAGCAGCCCUUGCCCUGCAAUGGCUGAGAGGACUGAAAGUCCUGUUGUCACCACUGAAGCAUCCUCACGAGCCAAUACCUCUCUCGACUGGCUUUUCGACACUCCUCCAUCCCCUCCUCUGAGGGCUCCACCUGUGCCACCACCUCAGCCCAGUGUGAGGAAGACGACCCAUGUUCAUCCAAAGGUGGCUCCCAUUAGGACCAAGACCCAGAUUUUGCACAUGGAGUGUGAUAACCUUGCUGACCAGUUUGCAGAUGCUGUAACUACAACCACUCCCACAGAAGGCAGGGUUAAAGGUCUGGACCUGGAGGGCCUUCUCAGCACUCUUCAUGGAGAUCCCUUCUCUACUAGAAAGCAGCUUCCACGUACACCUGAGAGCCUGAUUAUGGAUGUGAAAAGCUCGUGGCGGAAGGCAGUGGAGGAAGACAAAGUAGAGAAAAUCCGACGCACAGCCAAGGCUAAUGACAGCAUAACAGGGUGGCUCAAUUCUUCCGAGCAGCCUCAUGAUGUGUUGCUGAACUCCGAUGCUCUCUCCUGCAGUAUCACCCCUACUGCUGCGAACCACAGCAGCCCUCCUGUCAACCAGCAGGCGGUCUUACUCAAGUCCACUCUGUUGUGGGACACCUUCAACACUGAGGCCCUUGACAGCCCGAGUGGCACAGGCAGCAGUGCCGUCCAGUUCAGCCUUGACCAUGAAACUCUCCCUGAAAUGCCAAGCUGUGACAGUCUGCUGAGCCUCAACGACGAAUCACUGGAUAUGAAGAGUGAGGAGGAGGAGGAGCUCCUGAUCCCCGCUCUGAAGACUGAAGCAAAGCAGUCACCACUAAAUAUGGCUUAUCAUGGUCAGACCCAGCAGGAGUGUGAUGUUGGUUCCUUCAUUGAAAGCAGGAAGAGGACGCCAGAGUGCCUUCUGUCAGGUCACGUGGUUUCUGGUGUGGACAGAGACUGGCUAACGGAGCCCGCAAAGUCAGUGGAAGCCUCAGACAAGGUCUUCUCACUGGACCUAGACAGACUGGGGACACCCUCACCCCCAAAGAAAGAGGAGUACAGCCUCCCGAAACUCAUCACAUUCUCUCCAAUAGAUGACAUGAAGUGUUAACCACAUUCAUGUCGAAACCACUUUUCAGCCUGUGUCUUAAACUGUCUGCCCUAAUUUAAAUAGACAUGUAACAAAUAUCUGUACAUAGCUGUAAUAACUUACCCUUUGUCACAUACUAAAUUAGUUUUCUGUGCUUUAGUUUAUUGGUUUUAAUUUAAGAUGGUGAGACAUGAACUGCUUUAAUAAAAUUGUAAAAUAUGGUUCAUUUCCUUCUUUGCUAAGUUGUGUGUGACAACAGUGUGGAUCUCCUGACAUUACAGUCUAUAAACAGCUUAUCUUCAUUGGCAAGAUCUGCUUUUCCAUUAACAUGAUGGACAGCUGCUUUUUUUGUGUGUGAAAUAAAAAUGUCUCCCUCUUUCCCUUCACAUUUACAUUGCACUAUGAGCAUGUUUUUGUACCAUGCAGUGUCUUAACACUUGAAUAUUUUUAAGUAUGUGACCACGAGGAAUCAGGGCCAGUCAGAUCGAUAAUAGCAGAAUUUACUGAAUAUUGCUGGAUGAACUGAUCCAGUCAGUUUGUCAGUUUUGUCACAGUGAUAAUAUG